GUUGGAAUAAGUAUAGGUCUACAAAUUAUACUAUACACCUAUGCUCAUUUUUCAUGACAGUGCAAGCAUAUAUUCCAUGCAAUAGUUAGCCGUUAGGUAUGUAAUACGUCAAUAGAAUAUUAACACACGAUAACAAUAAUUAUGUAUAUUUAAUAGAGAAAAUAGAACGAAUGAGUUAAAGCAUUCUCGAGGAAUAAGAAUCUCAUUCACGGGAACCAAAUUCUCUUGCGCACCACUAAUCUUCUCCCGCCUUAUUUGUAUUUCGAUCUUUUUGUCUAAUACGCUAACGUCUCAAAUCUUCACCUUAGAAAGUACGAACACAAGUCUGAGUGCAAGAAAAACAAGUUUCGAUUCAGACAAAGAUGGUGAACAGAAGAAGAGAAGUAAAAAAGAGUUAUGCUUUGUUCUCUUCAACCUUUUUCUGCAUCUUUUUACUCUUUUUUCCUCCGGCAGAGCUUUCAGACGGUGUUAAGUAUGAAGGUAAUAUUCCUUGGCAAAAAAACUUUGAAGUUCUUGCUCUAAUAGAAAUCAAGAGCUCACUGAUUGAUCCUCGUGGAGUUCUAGUAAAUUGGGACAACGCAGCAGUUGAUCCUUGUAGCUGGGACUUGAUCACUUGCUCUCCUGACGGUUUUGUCCUAAGCAUAGGAGCUUCAGACCAGAGCUUGUCAGGAACUCUUGCAUCAAGUAUUGGCAAUUUAACAUAUCUUCAGACUGUGCUCUUGCAGAAUAAUAACAUCAGAGGAAAUAUCCCCCCUGAGAUUGGGAGACUGAUGAAACUCAAAACACUUGAUCUCUCUAACAAUAACUUCACUGGUCAAAUCCCACCCACACUUUCUCAUUCUACAAGUUUUCAAUACUUGAGGCUGAACAAUAACAGUCUGACAGGAACAGUUCCUACCUCAGUGGCAAACAUGGCCCAACUAAUUCUUUUGGAUCUGUCUUACAAUAACUUGAGUGGACCAGUUCCAAGAUUACAUGCCAUUGCAUACAAUGUAAUAGGCAAUCCUCAGAUUUGUUCAACUGGAACUGAGGAAGACUGUAACGGAACUCAUCAUAAACCAACCUCACUUACCUUUACCAGUUCUGAAUCAUCUGAUGGAGGAACAAAUAAUCAGAAAUUCGCGGUACAAUUUGGUUUAAGCCUUGCAUGUAUUUGCUUGUUGAUCAUUGUCUUUGGUUUUUAUUAAUAAGGAUGUAAAAGCUUAGGCUUUAUUUGGGAAUGUUACCAGUAUAAUAGAUACAAAAGUUAUGGAAUGUUAAUAAACAAGAUUUGUACACAAGCUGUUUCACGGCAUAGUUUUCUAUAGGCAUGGUGCUCGAGUACCUACUCGGGUAUGGGCUGGGUUUCUCGGAUUUUCGGUUGCAUCUUCUUAGGUUCC
This is a messenger RNA of Brassica rapa (field mustard), 1379 nucleotides long. RefSeq names its product protein NSP-INTERACTING KINASE 2. NCBI's taxonomy places the organism in Eukaryota, Viridiplantae, Streptophyta, Magnoliopsida, Brassicales, Brassicaceae. The record is from RefSeq and is a predicted model, not a curated record. Gene Ontology annotation, molecular function: protein binding.